Pyrenophora tritici-repentis Pt-1C-BFP is the source of this 748-nucleotide messenger RNA. Lineage: Eukaryota; Fungi; Ascomycota; Dothideomycetes; Pleosporales; Pleosporaceae. The record is from RefSeq and is a predicted model, not a curated record.
GCGUUUCCUCACUUCGAUUCUUCCAUUUCACGUUGCUGGCAAUACUUUCAUUCUUUUCUUUUAGUGACAGCCGGCUGUCUGUAUCUUGAUCGUCACCGCAACUUCAACUCGCCGACACCGCCCCACAAACUACCCAUCCUUCACACAAAAUGGGGUCUUCUUUCGAUUUCCUCGCGCCAAUCCUUACACCGGCUGCCUUGCGCUCUGUGCAAGCCGAUGGCCGACCGGUCAUCACUCUCUUCCUCGUCAUCUUCGGCCUCUCCAUAUUCGGCACUGUGAUAUGGUACGUCCACUUUGUUACAUCCAAGAUGUAUCCGAAGAAGAAGGACCCGAACGCGAAGCCAAAGAUUCUCGGCUUCAUCUCGCGGUAAUCGGGCACAAAAAAAAGAGGGACGGAGCGCUAGCAACACCUGAUAUCGGCCUGCUUAGGUCCAUGUCAUCGCACGUGGACGAGCACAGUCAUCGCACGCUCAACUUCGGCACGCCACAAAGAUCAACACCACACACCUAUUCAUCGAGUCUACGCACAGGCGGUCGCACUCCACCAGCCUCUUGAUACCCUCCGUCUAGCAGCAAACCUUGUUCGGUCCUCCGAGCCUGACCUGGGCUUGCUUUUUUACUUUCAAAGCUGGUCGCAGGCCGCCCUACAAGCAUCAACCCUUUUUAUCCAUCAAGCGAGCGUCUUGCAGUACUUUCAAGCUUAAUAUAUAUAUAUAUUUUUACCAUGUAACACAUUCAUCCACAUUCA